ACAACCUGGUUAGGUGAAACUCAAUCCACAACCAAUUCGAAAAUCAAUCUACAAGCCCUAUAGCAAUUUCAAAUUUAUCGUCGUCGUCCAUAGAGACAAAGAUAUACCCAAAUAUACUGAGCGAAUCUGGGAUGGUGAUUGUGCAGGGAAUGUUCGAGAUCUCGGAGCUGGCAGCUGGGAGCAUUGGAUGCGUGGGUCUCUAUAUGGCCGGAUGUAAUGCCCUGCCCAUGCAGCAUGUUCCGGAUCUUCCGGCGGCCUUGUUCGUCCUGUCGACGGUGUUUCUCCUGCAUCAUCUUCGUGUGAUGAACUUGCCACCGUUGCAGGAACUUUGGCGACUUCUAUUGGAACUGGUGGCCUUCUACAUGGGCACCCAGAUCCUCGUGGUGCUCGUGUGGCAGCAGUUCCACAACCUGAUGGAUAAGGUGCGGGAUACGGCUCUCAACACGCGAGUGGCCAUGAAUCUUCUGGAAAUCAACCCCAAACUAUUCAUGUUUAUGCGACAGGAUGUGUGCUACUUUUUAAUGCUCAUCGUAUCAUUAGUGUGCACCUACAAAGCUGUAAAAGUAACACAUUCCUUGGAUUAUUUUCUACCGGCGCGCAGGAUUUAUAGGUAUUACGCAGAUCAAGCUGAAGACGAGAUCUUUGCCGAUGUUGGUAGGUCUACCAAACGAACCUACCAGCGACGACCAGUCUCCAAGAGUUCCUCACGUCGCUCCCAAUCAUAGAAAAUCGAAUCUCCCA
Drosophila suzukii is the source of this 741-nucleotide messenger RNA. RefSeq lists its product as uncharacterized. Lineage: Eukaryota; Metazoa; Arthropoda; Insecta; Diptera; Drosophilidae. The record is from RefSeq and is a predicted model, not a curated record.